AAAUCUUCUUCUUUGUUCUCCACUGAAAACCCUUGAAACUUGAAGAGCAGGUCAGAGCUUAAACCCUAAGAUUAAAAUGGAUGGGCACGAUGAUGAAAUGAAAGACAGUAUGCCCUCUCCAACCAAUUCUCAGAAAACUGUUUCUGAUGAUGAAGUAAUAGACUACUCCAUCAAGCCAGAGUUCUAUGAUUCAGAUCUUGAUGUGAAAGAUGAGUUGUGGGUUCAAAAGAAAAGAAAGGGAAGUGUUUCUGAUACCGUCCUGAGUUGUCCGUCUUGCUUCACCACACUGUGUCUGGAAUGUCAGAGGCAUGAAAAAUAUGUGACACAGUACAGAGCUGUUUUUGUUGUUAACUGCAAAAUUGGAAGUGAUCAGGUAAUCCACCAAAAAGGCGCAAAACCAAGGAGUGGCAAAAGUGGUAGACAAUCUGAGACUGAAACAAUCCCUGCUAGAAAUCAAACAUUCAAGCAAGUUUGCUGCUUAGUGUACUCGACAGAGGUAGGCGUCAUUGAUGAAUACGAAGUUUACCAUUUCUUCAAUGUUCUUCCCAGCGAGUCCUCCUCAUCUUCGUUUCAUUAGUCGUUAUGAGGAAUUGAGGAUACAUUUAUCUUGUAGUUGCAAACCUAUGUUUUUCUCGUCAGUCAAUAUUAGUGUUAGCAUCGUUUGAUAGCAGCAUUGAAAUGAUUUCAGGCUUCUACUUAAUCGCAAG
Argentina anserina (silverweed cinquefoil) is the source of this 707-nucleotide messenger RNA. RefSeq lists its product as uncharacterized. Gene Ontology annotation, cellular component: nucleus. Lineage: Eukaryota; Viridiplantae; Streptophyta; Magnoliopsida; Rosales; Rosaceae. The record is from RefSeq and is a predicted model, not a curated record. The transcript has 3 exons. Bases 77 to 577 code for a protein of 166 amino acids. Gene Ontology annotation, biological process: positive regulation of cell population proliferation.